Neurospora tetraspora is the source of this 2791-nucleotide messenger RNA. RefSeq names its product fungal-specific transcription factor domain-containing protein. Lineage: Eukaryota; Fungi; Ascomycota; Sordariomycetes; Sordariales; Sordariaceae. The coding region runs from base 245 to 2665 and encodes 806 amino acids. The transcript has 3 exons. Gene Ontology annotation, molecular function: RNA polymerase II cis-regulatory region sequence-specific DNA binding; zinc ion binding; DNA-binding transcription factor activity, RNA polymerase II-specific. The record is from RefSeq and is a predicted model, not a curated record. Gene Ontology annotation, biological process: DNA-templated transcription; positive regulation of transcription from RNA polymerase II promoter by galactose. Gene Ontology annotation, cellular component: nucleus.
CCCCCAGGAUAUAUCUUUAUCUUGAUUAUCUUUGGCGAAGAUCCGACAUCAAACACUGAGCCCACACGUGUUUUUCACUUCAUGUGAUCAAGGUCUCGCCACUUCCACGAACUCGCCGGUUGAUAUCCGCGGCCUUGCUUGGCAACCCAUACAUUUAUAUCUUUCCUCGAGCUACCAGUGGCUUACCGGCCUUGUACAAGCUGUAUCCCUAUUCAGACAACCUCUGAUCAGCAAAGCUUUCAUAAUGGCACCAUCAAUUUCGAUACCCACACAAGGCGGCAUGUUUCACACAUUCCAAGGAGUAACACCACGAAAGCCGUCCGUUGACUCUCGAGAUAGUGUCAAGUCCAGUAGUAAUGGCGCAGCCAAGAGGAUAACUACUCCUCAUGCUUGUGCUGAGUGCAAAAGACGGAAGAUUCGAUGUGAUGGUCAACAACCAUGUGGCCAAUGUCUCUCAAGCCGGGCACCGAAACGGUGUUUCUAUGACAAGCACCGUCAAAGGGUGAUCCCCUCGCGCAAAACACUCGAAGCCCUCUCCCAGUCCCUCGAAGAAUGCCGAUCAAUUCUGAAGCGACUAUAUCCUAACCAAGAAGCCCACGCCUUACUUCCCUUGUCAAGGCAAGAACUCCUUAACCUCCUAGACCGGCCCGUCCCGGACAGCACAGCGAACGGAUUACCGUCGCCUCCUAUGAACAAAACACCGAUGUCCGACUUGGACUCACCAACCAAGUCUGAAAACAUUUUGGAACAGAUUCCGACCCGGGAUACAGAGUGGGACGAGGAACGCCGGGAGAGGGACCUCAUCCCUGCAGAGGCGGACGAUAUCAACGCACUAUCACUCUCGGUGGACAGACAAGCUUCUUAUCUCGGAGCCUCGUCCAUCAAGGCUGCUCUUAUGGUUAUGCUCAAGGUUCAACCGGGAUUGAGGAGCUCCUUGGCCGCCCCGCUCAACAGUGUCGAGAUUUCUCAUAACUUCCCGGCCAUCAGACAGAAGUCAUCGACUCAAAAAGAUCCCCAGCGGAUCCUGUGGUCAUGGAAGGGACAGACGCUUAUCGAUGCCUACUUCAAGCGAGUCCACGUCUUCAUCCCAAUGCUCGACGAGACAACCUUCCGUGCCGAUUAUCUUGAAGGUCAACGAUUCGACGCACCGUGGUUAGCCUUGCUGAACAUGGUAUUUGCCAUGGGUAGCAUUGUCGCAAUGAAGUCGGACGAUUACAACCACGUCAACUAUUAUAACCGCGCCAUGGAGCAUCUUCCCAUGGAUUCUUUUGGCAGCAGCCAUAUCGAAACCGUCCAAGCAUUGGCACUCAUUGGCGGGUACUAUCUUCACUACAUCAACCGACCUAACAUGGCCAACGCCGUUUUGGGUGCCGCCAUCCGCAUGGCGAGCGCUCUCGGUCUUCACCGUGAGAGUCUUGUCCAAGGAGGAAGUGAUAUGGUCGCUGCCGAGACCAGGAGACGCACAUGGUGGGCUCUUUUCUGCCUCGACACCUGGGCCACUACAACUAUGGGGCGUCCCUCUUUUGGCCGUUGGGGACCCUCCAUCAACAUUCGCCCUCCCGAGUUCGGUGUGAAUGCCGGUCGGGACUCGUCUCAACACGCCGGUAUUCUCCCCACCAUUGAAAACAUCAAGUUCUGCAAAAUCGCCACUCAGAUCCAAGACAUGCUCGCCAUUUCUCCUUUGCUGCGUACCGAAGACCGCUGCAAUCUUGACGGGCAGCUCGUUGCCUGGUACAACAACCUACCCUGGCUCCUGCGCACCACGGACCCAUGCGCUGAGCCGCUCUACAUGGCCCGUUGCAUCAUGAAAUGGCGGUACCAGAACCUUCGCAUGCUCCUUCACCGCCCAGUCCUCCUCUCCAUGGCCUCAUCGGGUCUUAACCCACACACCCAGGCCUGUGACUCUGACCUGGCCGCCAUUGAGACGUGCCGUGAGCUUGCUGCGGCGACCAUUGAGGAUAUUGGUCGUGAAUGGACACGUAACCAGAUGUCCGGCUGGAACGCAGUGUGGUUCCUCUACCAGGCUGCCAUGGUCCCUCUUGUCUCCAUCUUUUGGCAAUGGGGUAACCCACGCGUCCCUGAGUGGCUCAAGCAGAUUGAGGCGGUAUUGGAGCUCCUUGAGGCCAUGGAAGAGUGGUCACUCGCUGCUCGCAGGAGCAGGGAGGUGGUUCUUCGCAUGUACGAGGCCAGCAGAGUCAUCCAGGCACAGGGUGCCGUAGCGCACCAACUACAGCAGAGGCGAUCGCAGAGCCCUCAUUCUGUCAACGGCACCAUGCACAUCGACAACGACUUGCUCAUGGGGUCACCGGAUUCGGCGCAGCUACACAUGAGUCCCAUCGGCCUGGAGCCCGUCGAAGGCUUGGGCAUGAUGGGUAUGCUGGACCAGGGCGGGAUGUGGGAUCUCGACGGCAUGUUCUGGGGCGCCAGUCCAAGCCCGUCGGUUCACCAUGGUCACCACUCGACUCACCCGGAUGAUGCGGUGGCCGCGGCAGCGGAGUUCGCUGCAGCGUUCCCGACGGCUGAUGGAGCACAUGGGCUUCUGCAUCACCAUUCGGCUAUGGAGUAUGGGAACAUGAUGGGUCACCACCAUGCAGGUGCUAAUGCUGGCCAGGGUCAGUUCGGAGGUGUGGAUGGGUAUACAGUUCAGCCCUGGUUUGUUUGUUAGCGCGGUUCUUGCGACAGAGGUCUGCAAAAGUACACAGAAAAACAACAGGACAACCACAUUCGAAACGGAAAAUUGGAUAGAGUGUAUGAUAGAGUGUAUGAAGUAUCCAAAACGCAUCUGGUUGAU